AAUAAUGACGGGACGCCGAUAUGAGUUUCCUUUGAGGAUGCUAUACGUAUAAGCGCGGUCAGAGAUACGCCCUUUGGGGAAAUUAUCAACAGAUGAGUUGGAGUCACUGCUUAUAAUAUUGCAGUACGUGCGCUCGCGCUCGCUAGGCCGAAGAUGAAGGGCGCGCGUCGCGAGCGUUGAAUCUAAAGGCCCCGUUCUUGAUAUCGGUACGAAACAUUACGUUGCUUCGAACGCCUGCUGCAAUCAAGCUGUGCUGUUAUUAAGCUACCUGUACUGCGAUCGUCUUCGACUAUUCGUCUUCGGCUUUUCGUCUUAGGCUAUUCACGGCAAGCCCAGCUAGAAGACGUUUAGCAGUGAGCAAAAGCUACAAUGAGCGCGGACGAAGAAACCGAUGCCCAACCGGGCGGUUCCCAUUUGUCGAACAUCGCAAACCCUCCGAUGAAUGACGCGGGCUCGCCGCCAGGCGUCGGAGACGCGCCGCUUAUGUCGCCCGAUGUCAUGUCGCCUCCUCAGAAAGCCCACGGACCGCGACAUGGCACGCCGGCCGUGCGUGUCGCCGACCUCGAACUGUGGUACGGGAGCGGCAACAAACGGGUCGACAUCUUCAAAGGAGUCAACAUGACCGUGCCCCGCGGCGGCAUCUACGCGCUGCUUGGGUCCUCCGGCUGCGGCAAAACGACGCUCCUGCGCUGCAUCAUGGGCCGCAAACAUUUCCAGAAAGGCGACGUCCGGGUGUUCGGCGUGGCGGCUGGCACUCCCGGCUCCAAGAUACCGGGCCCGAACGUCGGCUACAUGCCGCAGGAGCUCGCCCUGUACAAUGCGUUCACCAUAGAGGAGACGCUGCGGUUCUUCGCCCGUCUCUACCUCAUGGACCCUCAGCAGUGCAAGGAGAGGGCCGACUUCCUCAUCGCGCUGCUGGACAUUCCCGACCCGAAGCGGCUCGUGUCGUACCUGAGCGGAGGCCAGAAGCGGCGCGUGUCACUCGCCGUGUCGCUCAUACACAGCCCGCCGUUCCUCAUCCUGGACGAGCCGACCGUGGGCAUAGACCCCGUGCUGCGCAAGGCCAUCUGGAACCACCUGAAGACGCUCUCCGAGCGCGACAGCAUGACGGUCAUGAUCACCACACACUACAUCGACGAGGCUCGCCUCGCCGGCACCGUGGCCUUCCUGCGCGAGGGCACCGUACUGGCCGAGGAGUCGCCCGCCAAGCUCAUGGAGCAGCACAACACGCACAACCUGGAGGAGAUCUUCCUGCGGCUCGCCAAGCAGGACAAGUCGUCCUUGCCGCCAGCGCCCGAAGUCGUCGCUGUCGAGGAUUCGCAACCCGAACAACAUGUGACGCAGCUCUCGUUCAUGGCGUCUGCCCUGGAGCAGCGCUCCAGGGUGAACAAGAAAGACUUUAAGCGGUCAAUGGCGAGGGUGGGCGUCUUGUUCAGUAAGAACGUGAUUAAGUUCAGGCGCAGCUUGGGCCUGUUCUUGUACAGCAUGUUACUCCCCGCCAUCGAAGUGAGCACGUUCUGUGCUGUCAUUGGCAAGGUGCCCACCGGACUGAGGAUAGCCGUCGUCAACGAGGAGGCUGCAUCGCCCAGCGCAACCCCUCCGCUCGUCAGCACCGCUUUCUUCGACGCCAUGGACAGCGCCGUCUUGCCACGGGUAAACUACGACACCCUCAGCAGUGGCAUCGAAUCUGUGAAAACGGGCACGACGUACGGAGUGGUACACGCCAAGGUAAACCUCACGGCCAGCCUCAAGGCCCGCUUCGGCACCACUGUGAAGCUCAGCGAAGAGCUGCUAGAUUUCGCCUCUUUGCACGCCCACCUGGACAUGUCCAACCAGCAAGUGUCCAUGACCAUGGCGAAAUACUUGGCGAAAGCGCUGGCAACGGCGUUGCCGACAUCGACGAUCGACAUGCUCUACUUCCAAAGCGUUCUUGUGAGGGAAGAGCCUGUUAUCGGCAGCAGGGAACCGACGUUCACUGAAUUUGUCGCUCCCGGGCUCAUCAUCACGUUCAUCUACUUCAUAUCGACAACGGUGUGCCUAAACACGCUGCUCGGCGAGAAAGGCGACGGCUUGCUCGAAAGGUGCAUCGUCGCCGGCGUGCGCCCCUACGAGAUCGUGCUGGCGCACGUGUGCUCCCUGUCGUUCGUGGUGGUGGCCCAAGACUUGCUUUUGCUCUUCGUCGGCUUCGUGGUGUUCGAGCUGCCCUCGAGGGGCUCACUCUUCGACGUCAUAAUCAUCGCCAUCAUGCAGGGCAUGUGCGGCAUGGCGCUAGGGUUGAUGUGCUCAGCGGUUCUGGACAACACCACGACAGCCGCCAUGAUAGUUGACGGCAUCAACUAUCCAAUCAUGAUGACCAGCGGCAUUCUUUGGCCCCUGGAAGGCAUUCCAAAGGUCGUACGUUACUUCAGCUACCUGAUGCCGCUGACGCUUCCCGCCGAUUCGUUGCGCAGCGUCAUGUCCAAAGGAUGGGGACUCACCCACCCAAACGUCCUCAUGGGCCUGCUCGUGAACACCGGCUGGACGAUUUUCUUCAUCGUCAGCUGCAUGUUGCUUUUCCGACAGUAGAAAGGACACGGCGCCUCACUGACGUCGCACGGACAUUUAUGAUAUACAAGAAACCUAUAUGUACAGCGCUUUCCGCAUCCAUAACACCGCGAACUGUUCGUUGUACAACAGUAUAUCGCGAGCCUCUGUCUGGAAAAACCGGCGCGUACAAAUUAAAUGUUAGGCACGUCACUCUACUCCUCUAUGCCUUAUCAUCCGAAAUUUUGGUCCACGUAAAAUGCUAGUUUCAGAUCGUGCAGAUAGGUAGGAGUCUCCGUGCGAGAAUUUUCGUAUCAAAUGCGUUAAAAGAAGUUCGCAGAAAUAGCUGUUUUGGAUACCGAAACUAAUAAAGAAACACGGCUUGC
Messenger RNA from Dermacentor albipictus, 2909 nucleotides. The record is from RefSeq and is a predicted model, not a curated record. NCBI's taxonomy places the organism in Eukaryota, Metazoa, Arthropoda, Arachnida, Ixodida, Ixodidae.